Messenger RNA from Mytilinidion resinicola, 518 nucleotides. RefSeq lists its product as uncharacterized. The transcript has 2 exons. The annotation marks the transcript as partial. The record is from RefSeq and is a predicted model, not a curated record. Lineage: Eukaryota; Fungi; Ascomycota; Dothideomycetes; Mytilinidiales; Mytilinidiaceae.
AAACGCCUCCGGAAAAUGGUGAUUAAUCUUAUUGAUUUAAAAGUGGAUAAUGUUGAAAGAGAGAAAGCCGUAUUAGAGGUUAUCAAGAAACUAUAAAGAAUGAGCAGAAGAAGAGGAAGCGGCAGGUACCUCUCUUUGCACAAUUGGGGGCUCAAGAAGGUGGUGGUGCUAUGUUUUGGUCACCCACUAAGGUGCGCCAAGCAAGAGACCUUCUCCAAGAAAAGGAAGAUACAAAGGCACGUGAUAUAGCUUCCAAGGCAGAGGAGAAGGUACAGAAGCAACUAGCUAAGGAAGAGAAGGAGAGAAAUCUGGAGCGGAACCGUAAUCAGAGGGCUAUCACAAAAAAGCAAAAGAACGAUGCAGAGGUUCUUAAAGGGCAACAGAUGGAGGAGGCACGUGAGGCACGUGAGGUGGAGCAACAGCUCAAAGCGGGGAUGCAGGCAAUGCAGCAGAGGCAGAAGGUUAAGAAGGUUGUAUUCACUAUUCCUGAGGAGCCUACUGUUGAGCAGAAUUGUGGU